CCAAUGUCAUUCGCAAUAAUGAUGCCAAAAGCUGUGCCCCUCCUUCUGGGGCUCCUCGUGCUCGUUCUCUCCGAUCCCUAUCCCGGUCGUGCGGAUUACACGGAUCCAGAGGAGGAGGAGGCUAAGUGCAACAAUAAGACUAUUGGUGGUACACCCGUGGAUAUAAAGACUGCGCCAUGGACGGCAUCCAUUUCGAUCACUGAGAAGGCCAAGUGCGCUGGGAUUGUCUACAAUUGGAACUACAUAUUAACGGCUGCCAGAUGUGUGAAUGGUUUUAUGAACAAGGCGAUAAAGGUGCGCCUGGGGAGCACUGAUCGCAGCAUUGGAGUCACCGAAGUCGCCGUCUGCAAUAUCACCAUUCACGAGAAGUUCUCCUCCCACUCCAUCCACAAUAACUUGGCCAUGUUGAAGUUAUGCCGCCCGCUGAAGGCCACCAAAACGAUCAAGAAUAUCCCACUGGUAAGCAAGUUCCCAGCAGAUGGCACACAUGCUGUAUCCAUUGGAUGGGCAUCCUUCCGAUGGUGGGCCAUGUUUUGGACCAAGUGCCUUGACGAGUUGGCUCACAAGAUGAUGAAGGCGGAAGUGAAGGUGUACAAUCAUAAGAAGUGUCUGGGCUUGUGGCCGGCAACGGCUCCUUUCAGAGCAAACCAUCCCAUCACGGAAGACUUAUUCUGCACCAAUAAGGCCGGUAACGAAUCCUGCUCCUUCGACAUGGGAUCUCCCCUGACCGUCGAUGGCAAAGUGGUUGGCAUCCUGACCAGGGGCGGGUGCUCACAGCGACCUGAAAUGUACACCAAUCUCAUCCACUUCAAGGAUUGGCUGGACAAGCAUUCAAAGUAACCAGUCUUAAGUGUGGUAAAACAGGGCUUAAAAGCACAUAUUUCAAUAAAUAUAUAUUCAUAUCCUUAA
Messenger RNA from Drosophila biarmipes, 909 nucleotides. Its product is annotated as trypsin beta-like. NCBI's taxonomy places the organism in Eukaryota, Metazoa, Arthropoda, Insecta, Diptera, Drosophilidae. The transcript has a single exon. The record is from RefSeq and is a predicted model, not a curated record. Bases 4 to 840 code for a protein of 278 amino acids. Gene Ontology annotation, molecular function: serine-type endopeptidase activity. Gene Ontology annotation, biological process: proteolysis.